This is a messenger RNA of Nematolebias whitei (Rio pearlfish), 1159 nucleotides long. It is a transcript of the gene ppp1cab, whose product is annotated as protein phosphatase 1, catalytic subunit, alpha isozyme b. NCBI's taxonomy places the organism in Eukaryota, Metazoa, Chordata, Actinopteri, Cyprinodontiformes, Rivulidae. The transcript is spliced from 5 exons. The coding region runs from base 356 to 1120 and encodes 254 amino acids. Gene Ontology annotation, cellular component: cytoplasm; nucleus. Gene Ontology annotation, molecular function: protein serine/threonine phosphatase activity. The record is from RefSeq and is a predicted model, not a curated record.
ACAACUUCCGCUCAGCCUCGCUUUCGGCUAACGCUCUUCUAACCUUUUUUUGUCGAUGGCAUGCUGCUAGUAGCUGCAGUAGAAAUUAUUAGCACUUAAAAAACUGUAAUCGGCCAUCUUCUUUAAAGUCGUUUACUAACUUAAAUUUCUGCAAGCACAUGUCAGCCAUCAUACUUCAACAAUUCCGCCUUCAGGUUUUCAUUUAUUCUCCAAGGUUAGCCAGCUAGCGGGCUAACGAUAGCCGAUUAACGCUAAACAACUUGAGCCAACUCGAACUCGGCGGACACUUUACAUUCAUUACUACGUCUUGAAUUCGCUGAAGUAAGAUAAAAACGACCAGGAUAAGGGAAAUAACAUGGCGGAAGCCGAUAAGUUGAACAUCGAUUCCAUUAUACAGCGUCUGCUGGAAGUGAAAGGCUCCAGACCUGGUAAGAACGUUCAGCUGACAGAGAAUGAAAUCCGUGGACUUUGCCUCAAAUCCCGGGAGAUCUUCCUCAGCCAGCCGAUCCUGCUCGAACUUGAGGCCCCCCUGAAGAUUUGUGGGGACGUCCACGGGCAGUACUAUGAUCUUCUGAGGCUGUUUGAAUACGGAGGCUUUCCUCCGGAGAGCAACUACCUGUUCCUGGGCGAUUAUGUAGACAGAGGCAAGCAAUCUCUGGAGACCAUCUGCCUGUUGCUGGCUUACAAGAUCAAAUACCCAGAAAACUUCUUUCUGCUGAGAGGAAACCAUGAGUGUGCAUCUAUUAACAGAAUAUAUGGCUUCUAUGAUGAGUGUAAGAGGCGAUACAACAUAAAGCUGUGGAAGACCUUCACCGACUGCUUCAACUGUUUGCCUGUGGCAGCCAUUGUUGAUGAGAAAAUCUUCUGUUGCCAUGGAGGCCUGUCCCCGGACCUCCAGUCCAUGGAGCAGGUGAGACGGGUUAUGCGCCCCACUGAUGUGCCUGAUCAGGGCCUCCUGUGUGACCUGUUGUGGGCCGACCCUGAUAAGGAUGUGCUGGGCUGGGGGGAGAACGACCGCGGCGUCUCCUUCACCUUCGGCGCGGACGUCGUCACCAAGUUUCUCCACAAACACGACAUGGACCUGAUUUGUCGAGCCCAUCAGGUCAGUGUGAGCUCUUGAUUUAGUGCGUAAAGAGGAGAGAGUGUGAAAGAUUUGAGU